Messenger RNA from Durio zibethinus, 2388 nucleotides. Its product is annotated as putative glycerol-3-phosphate dehydrogenase [NAD(+)] 1, cytosolic. The record is from RefSeq and is a predicted model, not a curated record. Gene Ontology annotation, cellular component: cytosol. Gene Ontology annotation, molecular function: NAD binding; glycerol-3-phosphate dehydrogenase [NAD(P)+] activity. Lineage: Eukaryota; Viridiplantae; Streptophyta; Magnoliopsida; Malvales; Malvaceae. Gene Ontology annotation, biological process: carbohydrate metabolic process; glycerol-3-phosphate catabolic process.
GCAAUAUCUUUUUUGUUUUUUUUUUUAUUUUUUCCUUGUGCAAUAUAUCAGCGAUUAACACAAGGGCAAGACUCUGCCUUUUUGAUGAAUCUUUUCUCUCUAAACAGAUCUCUUCACUAAGCUCCCUCACCAAUUUCUUCAUUGCCAUUUUCUCUCAGCUGAUCAAUCUCUUUCUUGAGUAUCCAUUUUGGUUUGAGCUUUUUGGUCGCCUUUUUUAUAUGUAUAAACUGGCCUAGUGAAAGUCCAAAUUGCUGUUGCCUCGUUGAAGAAGCCGACAGAAAACGGGUUUAUCGCUUUCCCUUAACUUUUAUGUAUUGUUGGCUACUUUUAGUUUGGUAGAUGGUAGAUAGCCAAAGUAACUAUACUGACUGAGUUUACAAAGUCUGAUUUUGCCUUGUCGGAUAGAAUAUGAUGUGGGUUCUUGAUUGAUGCCGAUGGGCGAUGGGAUACAGAUUUCCAAACAUACCAUGUAGUGAAACCCUUUCCAGAUUUUUCUGUUAUUCUCCAGAAUUAGAAACUUCUUUUGGGGUCAAACGUUGGCUAAAGAUUUCAUGUUGUAUUGUUGUUGAUUAGUUGGUUUUGGUUUUUGGUCUCGUUUUGGAGGAUAAAACCAUUACAAAAAGCAUAGGCGGCUUUCUGAAUUUGGUUUAAUAUCACAGUCCUAGACCUAGAAUUCUUAAAUUAGAAGCUUUAAAUAUUUUCAGUUACAUCUGGCCUUAAUCAAGAGAAAAAGAUGGUAGGAACUACUGAAGCAAUGAACCAGAAUGUCCAUGCAAAUGGCUUGAUUCAGAACUUCAAUGGUUCUUUAUUAGAAGAGAAACUCGAUGAUGUUCGACAUCUAAUGGGUAAAGUAGAUGGUGAUCCGCUAAGAAUUGUUGGGGUUGGUGCAGGUGCUUGGGGUAGUGUAUUCACUGCUUUGUUGCAAGACAGUUAUGGCCACCUAAGAGAUAAGGUUCUGAUAAGAAUAUGGAGGAGACCUGGAAGGACAGUUGAUAGGGCCACAGCUGAGCACUUAUUUGAAGUGAUCAAUUCAAGGGAGGAUUUGUUAAGGAGACUGAUUAGGCGGUGUGCUUACUUAAAGUAUGUUGAGGCAAGAUUAGGUGAUCGGACUCUGUAUGCAGAUGAGAUUUUGAAAGAUGGGUUCUGCUUGAAUAUGAUUGAUACUCCGCUUUGCCCUUUAAAGGUUGUUACUAACUUGCAGGAAGCUGUGUGGGAUGCUGAUAUUGUAAUUAAUGGCUUGCCAUCAACGGAAACCCAUGAGGUGUUUGAGGAAAUUAGAAGGUAUUGGAAAGAGAGAAUAACAUUGCCAGUAAUCGUUUCUCUGGCAAAGGGUGUAGAAGCUGAGUUGGGCCCUGAACCUCGCAUAAUAACUCCCACCCAGAUGAUCAAUCGUGCAACUGGAAUCCCUAUAGAGAACAUUCUCUAUCUUGGAGGACCUAAUAUUGCUUCAGAGAUUUACAACAAAGAAUAUGCUAAUGCUCGAAUUUGUGGGGCUGAAAAGUGGAGGAAACCAUUGGCAAAGUUUUUAAGGCAGCCUCACUUUAUUGUAUGGGACAAUGGAGACCUUGUUACUCAUGAAGUUAUGGGUGGUUUGAAGAAUGUCUAUGCCAUUGGAGCUGGAAUGGUAGCAGCUCUAACCAAUGAGAGUGCCACCAGCAAAUCGGUAUACUUUGCACACUGUACAUCUGAGAUGAUAUUUAUCACUCAUCUCUUGGCAGAAGAGCCAGAAAAGCUUGCUGGGCCUUUGUUGGCUGACACUUAUGUAACCCUGUUGAAAGGUCGUAAUGCUUGGUAUGGGCAACAGCUGGCCAAAGGGGGACUGAGCCUUGAAAUGGGUGAUAGCAUCAAGGGGAAGGGGAUGAUUCAGGGUGUAUCUGCUGUGAAAGCCUUUUAUGAGCUGCUUAGUCAGUCCAGCUUAAGCGUCUUACACCCUGAAGAAAACAAACAUGUGGCUCCAGUGGAGCUUUGCCCCAUAUUGAAGAUGCUAUAUAAGAUACUCAUCACGAGGGAGUUUGCAUUACAAGCCAUCCUUGAAGCUUUAAGGGAUGAAACCAUGUAUGACCCAAAAGAUCGUAUCGAGAUAGCACAAACUCACGUGUUGUACAGACCAUCACUUCUUGGUCAGGACAGCAGCCUUGAUAAAAGCUGAUCGAUCCCGUAAUUAUUCUGGGCGGAUGUAAAUUUUGAUUAAAAAAAAAAAAACAAUAAUAAUAAAGUCACUAGCGUAGGUUCUAUUUCUAUAGUUAAAAGGAAGAGCUGUACAAGUGGAUUUUUUUCUUUCUUUUUUGUGUUGUCCAUUUGUAAUAUAGCUUGUUCUUAAUGUCAAUGUACUCAAGUUUGGUUUUCAGAAUGAAAUCUUUGAGAAAGUGGUAAUAGCAGCUAGCAAUG